CCGGCGGCAACGGGAGCGGUAUUUCUCGGUGUGUCUUCCCACGAUUAUUCGCUGCCGGGUAUUCAUAUUUAAUAGUCGCUUUGCUGAAAACGGUGAAAAAACAACCCUGACCCCUGCACAGAGAUAUGAGCGGCAGCGGGCGGCCCAGGACCAGCUCGUUUGCUGAGCCGCCAGGUGUUCCAGGAGCCGCCGCUGCGUCCACCGGAUCAGCCGCUGCCGUGGGGAGCAGCACAGGAAAGUCCGGGGUCCCGCAGGCCUCCGGCAGCAGCUCGUCAGGAUGCUCGAACCUUAAGCUUGCCAGAGACAGCGGGAAGGUGACAACAGUCGUGGCCACACCAGGUCAGGGACCCGACCGCCCGCAAGAGGUCUCCUACACUGACAUCAAGGUGAUUGGCAAUGGUUCGUUCGGUGUGGUGUACCAAGCUCGCCUCAUCGACAGCCAGGAGAUGGUGGCCAUUAAGAAGGUUCUGCAGGAUAAGAGGUUCAAGAAUCGGGAACUGCAGAUCAUGAGGAAGCUGGACCACUGCAACAUCGUCCGACUACGUUAUUUCUUCUACUCCAGUGGCGAGAAGAAAGAUGAAGUGUACCUCAACCUGGUGCUGGACUUUGUCCCUGAGACGGUCUACAGGGUUGCCAGACAUUUUAACAAGGCCAAGAGCAUCAUUCCCAUCAUUUAUGUGAAGGUGUACAUGUACCAGCUGUUUCGCAGCCUGGCGUACAUCCAUUCCCAGGGCGUCUGUCACAGAGACAUCAAGCCCCAGAACCUGCUCGUCGACCCAGAAACUGCCAUCCUGAAGCUGUGUGACUUCGGCAGCGCCAAGCAGCUGGUCCGCGGUGAACCCAACGUCUCGUAUAUCUGCUCCCGGUAUUAUCGCGCCCCCGAGCUCAUUUUUGGUGCCACGGACUACACGGCAAACAUCGACAUCUGGUCAGCCGGCUGCGUUCUGGCAGAGCUGCUGCUCGGACAACCCAUAUUCCCCGGUGACAGCGGGGUGGACCAGCUAGUAGAGAUUAUCAAGGUGCUAGGAACACCAACAAGGGAACAAAUUCGAGAGAUGAAUCCCAACUACACAGAAUUCAAGUUCCCACAGAUCAAAGCGCAUCCAUGGACCAAGGUGUUUAAACCUCGCACCCCUCCAGAGGCCAUCGCUCUUUGCUCUCGGCUGCUGGAGUACACGCCGGCCUCCCGUCUCUCCCCUCUAGAGGCCUGUUCACAUGCCUUCUUCGACGAGCUGCGCCAGCCAAACACGCGACUGCCCAGCGGCCGAGAACUGCCGAUGCUCUUCAACUUCAGCACCACAGAGCUGUCAAUCCAGCCUCAGCUGAACUCAACCCUCAUUCCUCCUCACGCUCGCUCACACACAGCUGCUUCCGCCCACGAUGGUACCGGUUCAGACUCAUCUCAACACAGUUCAGUACCAGGAUCUCUGAACAGCAUCUGAAGCAGCUUCUCACCUGCCUGCCUGCAAGCUUCACCCUCUUCUCAGACACACACACACACACACACACACACACACCUACACACACACACACUCUCUCUCUCUCUCUACACAACUUUCCUCCGUGCUGCUUGCUCUCCUCGUAGAUGAUCCGUUUCUGUACAGUGAAUGCAUUGAACAAACAUUAGUUCUGUAGCUGCCAGGGUCGAAACUACGGCAGGAGAUUGUUACACAAACGCAGAGUCGUCCCGCUGCUGCUCGGGUGGUUUGAGAAGGUUCAAUAGUGGGGGCUGGUCCUCUGUAAUAUAACCUUUUUUAAUCAGCAUUUCUCCUUUUUUUUUUUCUUCUUUACGUUUCUGUUUAUUUAUUUGACUAAUUGAAAACAUCUUGUGAUCACACAGAGGGUUUUUUUUGUUUUGUUUUUUUUUGUUCUUGGGUGUUUUUAAACCCCUGUAUGUACGGGGUGGACUGCUCACUGCCUGAUGAUUAUAGAUUCUGACGCGUGUAGGUCAUCAGAAUACAGGACUUUGAUUUAACUCAGGGUGGGAGAACUGAUGUAGGUGGAUUUAUAAAUUCUCCAGCCGCUUUAUUUAACAGGUCCAGCCCAGUGUUUCAGUUAAAAAUUAAACCUCCAGCUCUCAAUAAAUUAGUGACAAGUAGAGGAGAAUCGCUCAUCAGUGCCAGGUUAGCAGUGACAAGUGUUUGUCUUUUAAUCAGGUCAAUUUUUACAGACUGGAAUGGAAAUAAGCAGCCAAAAGCUGAUCCUACAGAAUGUGUCUGAUCUUUUUUUUUUUUUUUUUUUUAAAUAUUACUUGCAGAAAUUGAGAUCUAGUUUUAGUAACCAAGCAAAUAAACUAAAGGCGCUGCUCGAUGUAGACGAUGACUGAUGCAGUUUAUUCCAGGACCCAUGGUGAUAAUUUGUAUCCGAGGUGACCGAUAACCGAUAUUUAGAACUGUUUGCAGCAAAAAAGUAUAUUUAAGGUGUUAAAAUGUAGAAUUACAAAUCCUCCAACACAAAGCUUUUGUUUUACGUGUUUGAUUAAAAGAGAACUUUUAAACAUUUA
Stegastes partitus (bicolor damselfish) is the source of this 2503-nucleotide messenger RNA. Its product is annotated as glycogen synthase kinase-3 beta-like. Gene Ontology annotation, biological process: regulation of microtubule cytoskeleton organization; negative regulation of canonical Wnt signaling pathway; peptidyl-threonine phosphorylation. The record is from RefSeq and is a predicted model, not a curated record. Gene Ontology annotation, molecular function: ATP binding; protein serine/threonine kinase activity. Lineage: Eukaryota; Metazoa; Chordata; Actinopteri; Pomacentridae. Gene Ontology annotation, cellular component: axon; cytosol; cytoplasm. The transcript is spliced from 11 exons. Bases 126 to 1442 code for a protein of 438 amino acids.